AUGUCUCCUAAAUCUACUCAAUCCUCCGCUUUCACGAUACUAGAUAAGUGGAGAGGUAAAUCUUCCACCAAAUGGAAAAAAAAACAGACAUUGCAAGUGAAAUUAGCUUUGAGAAAAAAUAAUUCCGAUGUCCAUUCAUUAAUUUUCGACGGAAGAGGGACAACUUACAAAUCGUGGUUCAGUGGUAGUAGACUCAUUUCCACACCGUGGUUUGGAAAUUCAUCAGCAAACUACAAUUUGUUUUUCAACGAAGAGAGAUUUGCCAUCUGGCCAAAAGAUCGAUAUAGUGCGAUGCAAGCACAGAAGAAGAGUGGUAACAACACAGGUUACGCUGUAUAUUACAGAGAGGAUUUAAGAAAUUCAAGCGACAGGAAUGAUGUAGAUGCUAUGGAUAUCUACAUCUUAAUGACAUAGAUACAUACAUACAUACAUACAUACAUACAUAC
Octopus bimaculoides (California two-spot octopus) is the source of this 446-nucleotide messenger RNA. RefSeq lists its product as uncharacterized. NCBI's taxonomy places the organism in Eukaryota, Metazoa, Mollusca, Cephalopoda, Octopoda, Octopodidae. The record is from RefSeq and is a predicted model, not a curated record.